This is a messenger RNA of Lutzomyia longipalpis, 886 nucleotides long. RefSeq names its product mitotic spindle assembly checkpoint protein MAD2A (gene mad2). Lineage: Eukaryota; Metazoa; Arthropoda; Insecta; Diptera; Psychodidae. Bases 161 to 787 code for a protein of 208 amino acids. The record is from RefSeq and is a predicted model, not a curated record. Gene Ontology annotation, cellular component: nucleoplasm; kinetochore; cytoplasm. Gene Ontology annotation, biological process: mitotic spindle assembly checkpoint signaling. The transcript is spliced from 2 exons.
GUUAAAAACCCAAGAUAGCGACUCGCCAAUUGUUUUGGUGAAAAUUCUAAAGAAAAUCCUUGUUUUCCACGAGUUCUAAUAGUGCUGAAGUGCAUUUUCUACUCCAAUUUAGAAGUUAAUCCCAUUUCCACGUAGAAUUUGUAGAAAUUUCCUGGAGAAAAUGACGGAAACAUCGCAAACAGUGAAGAAUUGUAUAACGCUGAGUGGAUCAGCUGCAAUAAUUUGCGAAUAUUUAAAUUUUGGCGUGAAUUCUGUACUCUUCCAGCGAGGAAUCUACCCACCAGAGAGCUUCUCAACGGUUCAACAGUACGGCUUGACGAUUUUUAUGUCACAAGAUGAGAAGAUCACGGAAUUCCUGAAGAAGGUUCUCACAAAAGCCCAAGAUUGGAUCACAGAGAAUAAAGUGGAGAAGAUCUCUUUGGUCAUUAAGAAUUCUCACACUGCCGAAACGCUGGAAUGCUGGGAUUUCAAGAUUGACAACGAAAAUGAGAAUGUUCCCAGUAAGGAUGGGCAGGAAGUGACAUCGUCGAAGGAUUUGAAGAGGAUUCAGAAUGAGAUUCGUGAUGUAAUGCGACAGAUUAGUGCUACGGUGUCCUUUCUACCUCUUCUGGACUACAUUUGUUCCUUUGACAUCCUCAUCUAUACGCACAAGGAUACAGAAAUUCCGGAACAGUGGGACAACACAGAAGGAGUCUUCAUCCAAAAUGCCCAAUCUGUUCAGCUUAAAUCCUUCUCAACGGGGCUCCAUCAGCUCUCAACUGUGGUUAAUUUCAAGAUGAAUCUCUAAAUUUUCUCAGCUUUUCCACAAAACAAUUGUUUCUCAAAUUCGCCUCCUUCGUUGAGUUUUCAAAUUACAAUAAAAGAAAUGACAAGAACUUAACGAAAA